This is a messenger RNA of Cylicostephanus goldi, 1758 nucleotides long. The record is from the annotation of a GenBank genome assembly. NCBI's taxonomy places the organism in Eukaryota, Metazoa, Nematoda, Chromadorea, Rhabditida, Strongylidae.
UUGAAUAUUCAGGCACUCCAAUCUUUGGAAGAGAUUCGCCUACCUCAGGAUGGCAUUCGUCCAGCAGGAAUUUGUGCUCUGGCUCAUGCAUUUGCGUUCAACACUGAUCUGCGAAUUAUUGAUCUCAACGACAAUACUUGCACCAAAAAAGGUGCCAUGGCACUAGCCAAGGUUCUUGGCGAGCUUACUCACUUGGAGACUUUGGAUCUUGGAGAUUGCUUGUGUCGUAAUGCUGGAGUGAAAGCAAUUUGUAAGGCUAUCUUCGAUGGAAGGCACAAUAGGCUAAAGUACGUGGAUCUUUCUGGUAACGGCCUGUCCGCUGAUACAGCAAGGGAUAUCAUCAGUACGUGGAAAGAGUUGUAUGCAAGUCGCGGCAAAGAAGUCUCAUUCCCAACAGAUGAUCAGCUAUUGCUGAAGCUUUCAAAUAAUUGCUUUGGAUCGAGUUUCGAUGAACUUGCAAGAAUGGGUCGUCAAGCUCGUGUUGAGUUAGGAGACAUUGAUGAUGACGAGGGCUCGACUGCUGAUGAAGACUCUGACGGAGACAAUGACUCCGAAGAGAGUGAAGAUGAAGAAAACAGCGAGAAUGGGAACGAUCAAUCUCGAGGCGAUGACGGUGAUCUAAAUGCUCUGUUGAAAGGAGUUGGUUGUAUGAAAGUCGUAGAGCAAAAAACGAAUGGUGGAAACGAUGGAGACGUUGUUUCUUUCCUAGAUAAGCAGCUGAAACUCGAUACAGCGCAAGAUGCUGAGCCUGUUGCAAGACAGAUUGAAGAACAGAAGCGGAUGCGUGUAUUGGAGCUGCGCGGGAAUACCCUCGGAAUUGAAUCAGGGAAACGUAUCGCUGAGGCUUUGAAGAAACAUCCGGAGCUGGAGCGCUGUCUAUGGAGCGAUAUGUUCACCGGCAGGCUCAAAAACGAGAUUCCUCCAAUAUUGAAGUGUUUAUGCUCAGCAAUGAUGUCAGUGAAUUGUCACAUAACAGAGCUAGAUCUUUCCGACAAUGCAUUUGGUCCUAUUGGAGCUGAAGGCAUCCAAGAGUUUCUUGUUUCUCCAGCUGCUUACUCGUUAGAAGUUUUGAAACUCAAUAAUAAUGGUCUUGGAGCAGGUGGAAAGGUGAUCGCGCAAUGUCUUUCUCAAUGCCACGAUAGUUCUGUGAAAGCGGGCAGGCCACUGAAGUUGAGAACUUUCAUAGCGGGUAGGAAUCGUCUCGAAGUCCCAGGAGCCACGGCUUUAUCAUCAGCAUUUGCGAAAAUUGGAACGCUCGAAGAGAUCGCUGUACCUCAGAAUGGUAUCACUGCCAUGGGCAUAGGGGCGCUAGCUUCCUGCUUCAGAUCGAAUCCCAACUUGAAAGUGAUCAAUUUGAAUGAUAACACAGCAACGCAGAUGGGUAGCGAAGUUAUCGCGAAGUCUCUUUCGGCCUUGAAGAAUCUGGAAGUUCUGAAUUUGGGUGAUUGCUUAUGUCGAGAUCAAGGAUGCCAUGCCAUUGUGGAUGCGCUAUCACCCAUGGUGCAUAAGAAUUUGAAAAUGCUCGACAUCUCGGGAGCGGAAUUGUCUGGCGCUGCUGCAAAACAAAUCAUAGAAAAGUGGAGGAAGUUUGGGUCUGGAGCCCAACUGAUCAUUUCGGCCAAUAACUUCGGCAGUAUGUUCCCAGAAAUCAAGAAGAUGGCGGGAGCGAACAUUAUUGUGGGAGAUGAAGAUGAUGAUCAAGGUUCCAUAAGUACCGAUGAUGAAGAAAAGAUGAGUGCCGAAGACAGUGAUAGUGAU